AUGUACUUCUCUUCCAUCGCUACCUCUAUGCUCUUCGCUACCGCUGUCUCCGCGAGCCCUCUCCUCGAGCAGCGCAAAGCACACCCUGAAGUCAUUCCCGGCCCGGGGCUACCAUCUCUCGCCUCGCUGGGCUUGACCACCGCUCAGCUCUAUGAAACCCCAGUGCCAGGUGCCGAAUUCUCCGCUCAAUUUGACCUCAAGUGCGGCCCAAACAACCGCGCAUACGGACCUGUCAACGACGUCAUUGCGUGCUACAACUACCUCAGGAACCUUGGUGGUCGCGCAUGCCAGGUUCCCGGCAACAGCGUGCUUAUUACGUUUUGCACCGCCGGAAAUGGCAAAGCGACUGGACAAGGCCUUAACAGCAACGCUCAGAGCAGUGCUUGCUCUGAUGUAGCAGGAGGCCUUCUUCAAGUCAUCAACGGCUGUACUCGUUCGGACCAGACGGUCGCUGGGUUCCAGGCAGCGAAUGGAAACGGAAACCUAAUUGUUGGAGGCGUGAACAGGAACUACUAA
Parastagonospora nodorum SN15 is the source of this 516-nucleotide messenger RNA. RefSeq lists its product as hypothetical. The coding region runs from base 1 to 516 and encodes 171 amino acids. The transcript has 4 exons. The record is from RefSeq and is a predicted model, not a curated record. Lineage: Eukaryota; Fungi; Ascomycota; Dothideomycetes; Pleosporales; Phaeosphaeriaceae.